AUGGGUGCGAUAUUCAGAGCCGCCAGCGGCGUAAUAGUAUGGCUUGGUCAGGAGGCUCCAGGUACAGUAGCCGCGAUGGAGCUGCCCAGGAGAGUCAAACGCUUCUGGCCAAGCCUUCACAACAACCCGACCGAUCUUACCGAUCACGAGAAGACUCCACCUGAAUGUCCCAGGUGGGGACAAGGGGCAUGGCCGGCGUUCAUCACUCUAUUAAAUAGGCCAUGGUUCCGCAGGUUGUGGGUGAUACAGGAGGUGGUAACUGCUAAAGACAUCAUCGUGACUUGCGGUACAGUAAGCAAUCUAGAGACGACAGCCUCUCGCUUGCAAGCUGUAUACUGACUUCUCCGCCAGUCAACUGCAUUCUGGGACGACUUUACCAAACUUGUGCGUGUUGUCGAGACUGUGCAUAACUAUUCUCUCGGAGCAAAUACCAUGCUUGGCUCCAAGACGGCCGCGCAGUACAUUUCUUUCAUGCAGGAACUCAGAUCCAUCACUCAGCAGGGAACCCAGCAGGCCGUGAAAGAUUACGCCAAUGAGGACUCCAUGGCGCCAUACGUUCUCCAGAUGGCCAAGGAUUGUGAAGCGACGGACCACAGGGACAAGCUCUUCGCGUUCCAUCAUCUCGUGAGGCUCUGGAACCGGCCAGACUACGCAAUGAGCAUCGAGAUGCUCUACAAGCUCUUUGCAGUGCAGUACUUGCAGAGAAUCGCUUACGCCAUCUCUGAAUUCAGCUGCGACGAGGCCAAGUUGUCUCGGAGGCAGUUGGAAUUCAUCUGUACUGCAGGCUUGUGCAACCAGAGGCUCAACUUGCCAUCGUGGACUCCCGACUGGUCUGUCCCGUGGCAAGCGAGACCCUUAUGGCUGGGCGCGAAAUGUUAUAGUGCGGGAGGUACGGACGUUAAAGAAUUCGCGCCCGUAAGAGAAGUCGAUUCCAACGGCGACGCCCAAUUCCGCUUGCCAGUAGGCGCAAAACUCUUUGAUCGGGUGCUUGCUGCUGGAAGCCAAGGUCUCCGUCUGUUGAAGAACGGAUCGCAGGAUCUCCCGGAGGCACUCCGCUCGUGGCUCUUCCAAUCCAAGUCCCUCCUGCACGUCAACCGCAACAGACCGAACAUCUACGCGAACGAAAACGAAGCCUUCGCGCGAACUCUCACCGCCGAACAGGACCAGGAUGGCAACAAGCUCACGCUCGAAGAUUCUAUGCAACGGUACGGAGCACUGCUCGAGUUCCUCCGCCAGGCCGAUGAUCCAGACGCGAUGCGUGCGAAGGGAGACGUUGCGGUACAAGAACAUAAUCGGCUCUAUUACUCCGUCGCCAGCUUCUUGCGCGGCAGGGUCUUCUUCCUCACGGAAAAGGGAUACUUUGGCCUCGCGCAGGAGGGCGUCGGCUGCGGGGAUAGCAUUGCCCUCGUGCGUGGUGCUCCGGUGCCUCUGGUCUUGAGACCUGGGCCUGCUACGGGGGAGGAGCAGUCGCACGCAUAUCGAAUGCUUUGCGAGGCAUUCGUUCUCGGUAUCAUGGAUGGAGAGGGCUGGAGUGAUGAGGCGAUUCCCAAGGAAACAGUGACACUUGUCUGA
Molecule: messenger RNA, 1572 nt
Organism: Lecanosticta acicola
Lineage: Eukaryota; Fungi; Ascomycota; Dothideomycetes; Mycosphaerellales; Mycosphaerellaceae
Source: the annotation of a GenBank genome assembly